Aspergillus campestris IBT 28561 is the source of this 300-nucleotide messenger RNA. RefSeq names its product DUF427 domain-containing protein. The record is from RefSeq and is a predicted model, not a curated record. NCBI's taxonomy places the organism in Eukaryota, Fungi, Ascomycota, Eurotiomycetes, Eurotiales, Aspergillaceae. The coding region runs from base 1 to 300 and encodes 99 amino acids. The transcript has 3 exons.
AUGCCCCUCGCUACAGCAUCCCUCAACGGAACCACACUGGCUGAAACUGAUACAUGGGAGACGGUGGAGGGGAACAUUUACUUCCCUCCCGAAUCCAUCAAAGACAAGUCCCUGUUCGUACCAAGCGACAUGACCACAUAUUGCCCUUGGAAAGGAGAUGCCUCAUACUACAACGUCGUGAUCGGAGAUAAGAAAAUCCGCGACGCCGCAUGGUAUUAUGCUCGCCCAUAUGAUGCCGCGAUUAAGAUCAAGAAUCAUAUUGCAUUUUGUGGGUACUCCUUUCAACAUGCACUGAGUUAA